AACGGACUGUUUUUUAGCCAGCGCGAUGGAGGUGGGGACGACGACGUCCGCGGCCGACAAGUACCGCGCGUCGUUGCGCCUGAACGCAGAGACGGUGGCCAUCUCGCGCGAGGUCGCGUCGGCGCUCGUGAUGCAGUCGGAGCAACUUGACCAGACCGAGACCGCGCUGGACGUGACGCAGCACGUCGUCGAGCAAGCCAACUACGUCGUGCGCGGCAUGUCCUGGUCGGGCUGGCUCGCCAACAAGUUUGCAAAAGAACCUUCGUUGGCGCAUCCGCCUGCGUCGGCGCCAUCCAAAGAGAUCGCGAUGGGCUUCAUCUGCCCCGAGUGCCGCGUCGCGCAGGUGUCGCAGCACGCGCUCAUGGAGCACUACGAGGCGGCGCACACGUCGCUGCCAGCUACGGCGUCCUUGCCAUCAAAGAGAAGCGAUGACCAAGACGACGUCUUUGCGUCGGACAAUGGCCUCACAAAGGAGCAGGCUGCAUACCUCGCGGCGCUCGGGCCGCAGCUUCUUGAACUCAAGCACGCGUCCAAGGGCAUUUCCAACCACCUGGAUAUGCAGCUGGCGCAGAUCGACCGCAUUGAGGCCAAGUCGGAGAAGACAAAGGAUGACAUGCGGCUCGUGACGGCCAAAGCCACCAAGCUCACGAGCUCGCUCCUCACGAUUUCGCCGCAGUUUCGCUGCGCGUUCCAAGAGCUCACGACGCAAAAGUUCGUCGCCAACGUCAACGGCGACCCUCUGGUUUGUAAGGACGCGGCGUCGGCCGACUGCCUCUUCCGCGCGUACACGCUGGCCGACAGCACCGACAUGUGGGGCUUCAAAAGCGAGAGCUCAGGGCUGUUUCUCGGGCUCAACGCGCUCGGCGCCAUGCGCAUCCAAGGCGCGGGGCUCAAGUCGUACGAGCAGUUUGCGAUCGACGUCUCUCGUCCUGAGACGACGCUGUUCAGCUUUGCGAGCUGCUUUGGCCUUGGCGGCUGGGUGAGCAUGCGCCCGGACGGCUCGCUCUUUUGCGUCCGCCGCACGAGCACGAAUAAGGACUUGGCCGCGCUCUUCAAACUCGUGCGUGUCGAAGGCUAGCUGUCGACAUCUUUAUUAUCUAUCUAUCCUGUCCUUCAGUGUCGUUUAUAUGUCGAUACGAUCUCCAGCCGAUGGGACUAUAUGUAAGAGUCUACAGAGCACAAGACAUUAUUGUCAGUGGAAGCAUUGCCCUCGUCCACGAUUUAGCGAAUAGAAAAUAGAAAAAGGCAGUCCCGUGAUCAGCAUUAUUGUCUUGUUUAGGGUUACCGUUAACUCUGUGUCUUUGAGUAUAUAACUAAAGUGGAUCCCUA
Molecule: messenger RNA, 1329 nt
Organism: Saprolegnia diclina VS20
Lineage: Eukaryota; Oomycota; Saprolegniomycetes; Saprolegniales; Saprolegniaceae
Exons: 7
Coding region: 26-1078 (350 amino acids)
Source: RefSeq, a predicted model, not a curated record